This is a messenger RNA of Fibroporia radiculosa, 474 nucleotides long. RefSeq lists its product as uncharacterized. The coding region runs from base 1 to 474 and encodes 157 amino acids. The record is from RefSeq and is a predicted model, not a curated record. NCBI's taxonomy places the organism in Eukaryota, Fungi, Basidiomycota, Agaricomycetes, Polyporales, Fibroporiaceae. The transcript has a single exon.
AUGUCCGUCCUCGCCACAACGACGCCCAAGCAAGUCCUCUCUACCAUCCACAAUAUCCCCAAGCGCAUGAAGAGCGCAAAUACCAGCGACUCUAACCAUCGUCGUGGCAAGGAAAACAUUCCACCAGGCGAGAAACCCUCCAUGUCGUCCGCUCAUCUCCCGUCGAGCCCGUCCUGUCCCGCUCCCAUAGUCCGGCCGAACUGGCAAGCCAAAGACGGCAUGAUUAUCAUCAAAGUCUCCGUACCCUUUCUUGACGACCUCUGGAAAUUCAAGGUUCCCGAAGACGUUACGCUAGAGACGUUCCUUCUGCGCGUCGAAGAGAAGGUUGGGUUCCCUCUCACCCUGUCGAAGAAGUCCGGCCAGCAUCGCGAACGCCCUGUUUCCACCGAGGCUGCGUUCGUGUCUUGGGUCAGUGCGCGGAUUGAUCCCAAGACCGGAAGGAACACGCCCCUCGUUGCCCACGUUCGCCUCUGA